Messenger RNA from Cylindrotheca closterium, 1698 nucleotides. NCBI's taxonomy places the organism in Eukaryota, Bacillariophyta, Bacillariophyceae, Bacillariales, Bacillariaceae. The record is from the annotation of a GenBank genome assembly.
AUGAAGCUCUUCCAACUAUUCGCCUUCGUCCUGGUUGCACUGCAACUACAAUCUGUGUUGUCAGCAGAUGACCAAUGUGCCACAACCAAUCUUUACAAGUGUCCCUCAACCACUUGUAAUUCAACAAUCUUGGUCAAGGAUUGUCUUGAGUGUGACGGAUUCUUGAGCACUGACGCAAUCACUGAAACUUGCUUCGACCGUAAACUACUCAAUGGCAAAGAUAACCCGUCUGAAGACUAUCUCUGGCGUGAUGUUGCUGGACUAAUCCUCUGGUUUUGUGCCGCAGGCAUCGCCACAGCAUGUGGUGUAGGUGGAGGAGGUAUCUACGUCCCAGUUGGUAUCCUCCUUUUGAACUUUAUGCCAAAGCCUUCCAGUGGUCUGAGUCAAGCAAGUAUUUUUGGAGCAAGUCUAGGUGGGCUUCUUCUAAACAUUCGAGACAACCAUCCAUUCACUGUGAAGUGCGAAUACCGCCCUAGUGAGCAAGGUGGUACCAAAAUCGAGUCUUGUGAAAUGGAUGCACCACCCGAUACCGACAAGGUCAAGUACUUCAGCCGGCCAUUGAUUGACUUUGACAUGGCACUCUUCCUUGCGCCAAUGGAGAUGGCAGGUGCUGUGCUUGGAGUCAUCGUGCAAAAGCUAUUGCCAAAUUGGCUCUACUUGACCUUGGCAGCAAUCAUUCUCGGAUUCACUGCUUACAAGACAUACAAGAAAUUCUUCGACACACGCGCAAAAGAAACUGCAAAGCGAGAAGCCGCAGCUGCCGCCGCCGCUGCCGAGUCCGAUGCUCCAGAAGGCCCAGAAGACACGAACGACGUUAAAUCGGCCGGCGAGACAGACCAAGCUGACGAAGAACACCAUGAAGAGAGCGAGACCGUUGACGAGCUUGCUGUUGGAGACAGCGAUGGGGCAGAGAUGGAAGCCACUCGCGAGAAGCUUCUGCUGAAGGAUGCACGUCAGCUCCCCGGAGAGAAAAUCAUUGGAUUGAUUGUUCUGUGGUUUGGUUUGAUUGCAUUGACCUUCCUCAAAGGAGGAAAGGGGGUUGAUUCCGUUAUUGGAAUUACCUGCGCAUCGCCAUGGUAUGGCGUCCUGAUUGGAAUUCAAUUCCUCUGGACUAUGGGGAUUUCAUGCCUCUUUGGCUGGAGAUUGACAAAGCAGACUGCGGAAAAGAAAAGAGUGAACUAUCCAUUCCAUCCGCAAGAUGUGCUUUGGGACUUUGAAAAGACUAGGUUCUACGCCUUCUUCACUUUCAUCGCUGGUAUUGUUGCCGGUCUAAUCGGUAUUGGUGGUGGUAUGGUAUUGGGUCCGCUUAUGUUGGUGAUGGGAAUUCACCCACGAGUAUCAAGUGCUACAACCGCUACAAUGGUUGUGUUGACAUCAAGUAGUGUCGCAGUGCUAUUCGUCACAGCUGGAAUGGUUCCAUGGCAAUAUGCAGUUACAUUCUUCAGCACUUGUUUCUUUGGUGCCUUAAUUGGAAAGAAGUAUAUUGAUGGAUACGUGAAGAAAUCAGGGAAAGCAAGCAUUCUAAUCUUCAUGCUUGCGACCAUCAUUGCUUUUGCCACUGUUGGUUGCAUCGUCACGGUGCUAAUACGACUAUCUGAAAGCAACUGGUGUCUGGAAGGAUUCAAGCAGUUCUGCAUUGUUAAGGACGAAGAUUCCGACGAAGACAUGUGCAUGAUCAACAAAGCUUUGAGGCUGUAG